ACUAAAAUUAGAGUCACCGUAUCCGCAGCGGUGAUCCGACAAUCCUCAAAACCCUAAUCGAAACCCAGAAAACAUACAAUGGAGGAAGUACGGAAUCACCAAGAGGAACAUGUGCUACCCGCGAAGCGGAAACCCGACCCGGAGUUCGCCGUGGAAGCUGCUACCGAAGGACAAGAUGACGAGUCCAGCAAGAAGGCCAAACUCGAGAAUUCCGUCGACGGCGCCGCCGAAGACAAGAAGAUCGGCAAAGGCUCUCAGAACGAUGUCUGUUCUGUGAAAGAUGAGGAAGACCAGGACGAGGACGACGAAGAGGAUUACAAGUUGGAAGAAGAAGAAGAAGAGGAUGAAGACGAGCAGUCUAAUGGAGAGGCCGAAAUCGACCGAAAAGGGAAGGCAAUUCGGAGUGACGACAAGGGGAAGGGAAAAUUGGUCGAGGAGUCAGUUGAGGAUUCUGACUCUGACUCCGAUUCUAGUGCAAUUGGGAGUGAUUCUGAUGCUGAUGGUGAAAGCGACCUAUCCGACGAUCCUCUCGCUGAGGUCGAUUUGGACAACAUUCUCCCUUCCAGGACUCGGCGGCGUUCAGUUCAUCCAGGAGUUUUCAUUUCCAGUGCUGCAGGUAAUCCGAAACAUGACGGUGAUAGCGAUGCUUAACUGAUUUCUAUUUCUCUGAAAAUUUUGGAAGUCAAAAUAUUAGUGUCACCUUCAAACCUUAAGCUCUGGUUUCAGAGACCUAUGUUUCCUUAGUUCUGUACUUCUGUAUUGCUCGAUCAGUGCUAUAUUUGCUGCCUGCUUACAUUUGAUAAAUCCUGAAAAUUGCAUUGCACAAUUGUGAAUGUUAACGAGCCCCUGUUUGUUCUUCUCAAUGUUUUCCUUGCUGGAAUUACUAUAAUGUGAUUGGGAGAGGGUAUUUUGAACUCUUACAAAUCAAUUAGUCAAGUGUAAAAUGUGUUA
Molecule: messenger RNA, 951 nt
Organism: Ipomoea triloba (trilobed morning glory)
Lineage: Eukaryota; Viridiplantae; Streptophyta; Magnoliopsida; Solanales; Convolvulaceae
Product: nucleolin
Exons: 1
Coding region: 79-651 (190 amino acids)
Source: RefSeq, a predicted model, not a curated record